AUGCCGGAGAGGGCCCCCUUACGGUAUGGAGAUAUCAAAGGGCACGCGAAGGGAUCCACAAGGCCACCAGGACCCACCGAACCCCCUGACUCCAUCGCACGAGGCAAAAAACGAAAACGCGACGAAAGUCAACAGAAGCCCUCCACAGAUCGAACAAUACCUUCCAAGACAAUGGCUACUAUCCCGAAGGCGCAGUCUGAGACAGUUUCAAAGCCAAAGCUGCCCAAGGUGAAUGGAUAUGCCAAUGGCAUCCAAAGGCCGGCGAACGACCUCAUCCCUCAUGGUCCUAAGAAGGCAUGGAACUCAGACAACCGCGACCGAGGAAACGUCCAGAAUGGGGUCUCGCAGCAUGGAAACCUCAGAAAGACCCGCGAAACACUCCUUGCCUCCCGCAAAUCCCUCCCGAUAUGGUCCCACGCCGACGAGAUCCGCCAGAGCCUUCGCGACUCAAAUGAUGUCUUGCUUCUGACGGGUGAGACUGGUAGCGGAAAGAGCACACAGGUCCCACAAUUCCUCAUAGACGAGUCUUGGUGCACUGGCUGUAUCGCCAUAACACAACCGCGUCGUAUGGCAGCCAUAUCCUUGGCGCGUCGUGUUGCGGAGGAAAUGGGCUCUCCGCUCGGCUCCAGGUCGCCGACGAGCAAGGUCGGAUACUCCGUGAGAUUCGAUACGUCUUCGUCACCGGGCAUGAGGAUAAAGUUUUUGACUGAGGGAAUGCUGUUGCAAGAGAUGCUAAGUGAUCCGUCGCUGAAGAAAUAUAGCGCUGUUAUAGUGGAUGAGGUACACGAGCGGAGUGUGAACGUGGAUCUGCUGCUGGGCUUUCUGAGGAAUUUAGUGGUUGGAGACAAGAAGGGCAGGGGUGGCAGACCGCUGAAGGUAGUGGUUAUGAGCGCGACGCAGGACACAGAAGCUUUAUGGAGGUUCUUUGACGCCGGUUUUACGAAGAAAGGCACACAGAACGGAGAAUUGUCCAAGGAAAUGAAUGGCAAAUCAAAGAAACAUGAAGAUUUGGACUCCUCUUGGUCGGGCAUCUCCUCAUCUGGAGAUGAAAAGUCAGUUGCAAAGCGAAACCCAGGAAAGCCGAAUGGCGUCCUGAAGACGAACAGUAAACCUCACACCAAUGGCGUUACGAAGAAGGAAUCAACUCCAGAGCCAAUCGAAGUAUUUUCUGAUAAUAUGUCUAUAUGCUACGUCAAAGGAAGGCAAUAUCCUGUAAAGAUAUCUUAUCUACCGGAGCCAACGCAAGACUUUGUAGAAGCUGCUCUAAAAGCCAUUUUUCAAAUCCAUACAAAAGAACCUCUACCGGGAGAUAUUCUCGUUUUUCUUACGGGGCAAGAGGCCGUUGAGAGCUUGGAGAAGUUAGUAAAUGACUUCGCACCGGGAAUGGACGAAAAUGUUCCGAAAAUCUUAGUGCUUCCACUUUUCGCUGCGUUGCCGCAGGCUGCUCAGCAACGUAUCUUUGAGCGUACUCCUGACAGGACCCGCAAAGUUAUAAUUGCCACUAAUAUCGCCGAGACCUCUGUUACCGUACCUGGUGUCCGCUAUGUUGUUGAUGGUGGCAAGGUUAAGAUCAAGCAGUUCCGGCAUCGACUAGGGCUAGAAUCGCUUCUAGUGAAGCCCAUUUCACAGUCAGCUGCCAUUCAGCGGAAAGGUCGUGCCGGACGUGAAGCUGCCGGCCAUUGCUAUAGGUUAUACACGGAGAAAGACUACCUAAGCCUAGAGCCCCGGACGCUACCGGAAAUACUGCGAAGCGAUCUGAGCCAUUCUCUUUUGACCAUGAAAGCUAGAGGCGUUGACGAUGUACUUGGGUUUCCCUUCUUGGAUCCUCCUCCUAGGGAAUCUCUUGAAAAAGCACUACUUCAACUCCUUCAUCUUGGAGCUCUGACUGAGACCGGCCAAAUUAGCGAGCUCGGAUUGAAAAUAGCGAGACUUCCCCUUACGCCGGUCCUUGGACGCGCUGUGCUAGAAGCAGCUGCACCGGAAAGAGAUUGCUUACUGGAUGUCAUUGAUAUCAUCGCUUGCUUAAGUGUGGAGAAUAUCUUCAUCGACCUUAACUUCCUUACCGAGGAAAAACGAGAGGAGGCAGAGAGCGCUCGACAUUACCUACGUCGCCGAGAAGGUGACCACAUGACAUACCUGGCAACAGUCCAGGCGUUUGCAGCCGAGCAUGCUGACAGGAAGGCAUGGUCGCAAAAGCAUUUCGUGUCUCACCGGACUAUGCAGAACGUUAUGGACAUUCGUAAACAGCUCCGUCAGCAAUGUCUCCAAAUGAAGCUUCUUUCCGCAUCCACCGACCUCGAUGCUCCUCCGGCACCAUCCGAGGCACGCACAAAUGCGAUUCUGCAUUCUCUCCUCCGAGGCUUUGCUUCAAAUACUGCUCGACUAAUGCCAGAUGGCAGUUACAGGACCAUGAUUGGGAAUCAGACCGUCGCGAUCCACCCCAGUAGUGUGCUGUUUGGGAAGAAAGUGGAAGCGAUUGUAUUCAGCGACUUCGUGUUCACUACUAAAAGCUUUGCGCGUGGGGUUAGUGCAGUACAGCUGGAUUGGGUGAGCGACGUUAUAGCAAGCCUAUGA
Molecule: messenger RNA, 2574 nt
Organism: Mytilinidion resinicola
Lineage: Eukaryota; Fungi; Ascomycota; Dothideomycetes; Mytilinidiales; Mytilinidiaceae
Product: putative ATP-dependent RNA helicase
Exons: 3
Coding region: 1-2574 (857 amino acids)
Cellular component (GO): intracellular anatomical structure; catalytic step 2 spliceosome
Molecular function (GO): RNA binding; ATP hydrolysis activity
Source: RefSeq, a predicted model, not a curated record